AUGUACUCCUCCGCCCAAAACACCGAUUCCGUCUUCCUCCCCUUCGUCCAUCCCUUCGGAACAAAGGGCAUACCUUUGCUCAGAGCAACAGUGGGUGGUAUGGACCUGGAUCUUCCAGUGGACACAGGCUCUACCGGUCUUUUGAUCGGUGCUCCUCUUCUCCCAGAGAUCGGCCCUGACGAAGGCACUCCCGUCCAUCACUACUUCACCAGUAGCAACAUUCUGUACAGAGCACGCUUGGUGGAAUUGUCCGUUACCUUCCACGGCCCCGGAGGGUCCAAUGCUACUGCUGAGGUGCCCGUCCUGGUUGUUGAUGAAAGCGAGGUAUGUCCAUGGUACGACCCAAAUGUGGACACGUUCGAAUGCCCUUACAAUCCCAACCAUCCCAAACCGGUAUUGCGAGAUACGUCGAAAAUAACAUACAUGGGCGUUGGUUUUGGAAGGAACGGGCUUGCAGACGGACAGCCAAGCGCAUCUCCUCGUGCAAAUCCAUUCUUGAAUAUUAUAGCGAUCAAUGGUAAAGCACCUCCUCCCAGUAGUUUCGGCCUCGGCUAUACCAUAUCCACGCAAGGGGUCACUCUGGGCCUGACCAGGGAAAAUACCGAAGGGUUCUCGUUCAUGCCCCUGAAACGUGGGAAAACGCACCAUGAAGAUCCGCGAGACUGGGCCAUGGUUGAAAUGUGCUUCAGUGUCGCCGGCCAGGGCAACAACUGUGGCACUGCCCUCAUAGACACUGGCAUCGAGCACAUGUACCUCCGGACCGACGUAGGAGUGGAGACGCCAAACAUAACCAUCCGGAACCCGAAGAAAGACGGUUUCGCUAAGUGGGUGAGGAGGGUUUCACUCGGUACGCCGAUCACUGUUGGAUUCCCAUCCUUGGAUGACUCCGCGCCCGCACGGUACUCCUUUACCGUUGGUCAACAAUCCCCUUUGGCGCCCAGCCACGUAAUUCCCGAAAUUCAAAGGGCUCCUCCGUACAUCAACACGGGACGAAACUUUCUCUUCGGAUACUCAAUCGCCUUCGAUGCAUUCCUUGGGCGAUUCGGAUUUCGGCCUGUUACCGGAGGCAGCUCCUCAAAACGCUUUAAGGCGGAGAUGCAUCCGCGGUCUGUCAUUUGA
Molecule: messenger RNA, 1119 nt
Organism: Westerdykella ornata
Lineage: Eukaryota; Fungi; Ascomycota; Dothideomycetes; Pleosporales; Sporormiaceae
Exons: 1
Coding region: 1-1119 (372 amino acids)
Source: RefSeq, a predicted model, not a curated record